Messenger RNA from Parathielavia appendiculata, 1187 nucleotides. RefSeq lists its product as uncharacterized. Lineage: Eukaryota; Fungi; Ascomycota; Sordariomycetes; Sordariales; Chaetomiaceae. The coding region runs from base 247 to 966 and encodes 239 amino acids. The record is from RefSeq and is a predicted model, not a curated record. The transcript has a single exon.
CAAAGCAAUGGAAAGCAGGGACGAGACACGGCGGGUAACGGCUGCGAGAGGAGUGAUGGCCGUGUAGUAAAAGGUUCUUGUGUGUGAUUAUGUUGCUGCGAUGGCUAGCUCAUGUGGCGUGCUUGUUUGCAUCCAGCAGUUUUUUUAGAGCCGGUGGAUCCGGGAGCCGGGUUCAGCGCCGCCCCCUCACCCAGGCUUUUGCCUUUUCGCUGUAUAUAAGAUAUCAAUCCGGGUCAAUGAAGUUGGAUGCGUUGUGGCUUCAAAACGCUUCGGCAUUUGACAGUUGGUGAUACCGUCUGGUGUGGACCUGGCCUCCCGAUCGUGCGACUGCGAUGGGACAAAUGGGGCCUCGCCCGUGAUGGCGGUGACAACGUCCUUGUGGCACUGAAUAGUUCCCCUUUCUCAUCCACCCAGAAACACUGGUUGCCAGCCUUCAGCUCUAGCUCCGCAUUGUGCACCGAAAAAGCGGGGAGAACGCAUGCCUGCCUGUCGGCUAUCGCUUGUCGAAUGAUGAUUUGUCCAGAUAAAGGUACGUCUCGUCACGUCCUGCUGUCGCGCCCGGAGAAAUCCGCAUUGCGUGACACAGACAGUUUUGGCCGAUGGCGCACUAGGUGGCGGGCUGAUAGGCAUGUAAUGGCCUUUUCGGCCCAGGAAUCUGGUUGUUGGGACUCGGUAAUCGCUGUCUCGCCGAUCCAAAACUGCUUCCUCGACACGAGGCCAACACCCGGCAUACCAAACGGUAGGGCCGAUGUUUUUCAGGGGUUCCAAGAGUUCGGUUUGGCGCGGCGCCAAGCAGUUGCCGGCGGCGUUCCCCGUUUCUUCCACGUCCGCUUCGUUGACCGACGUUGGCCAGCAAUUUCGGCUAGCAUCUUGACCGUGGGAAAAUGGAAUAGAAAAAACUGUAAAGGGGAAAUGGAAGUUUGGGCGAGAUGGAGUCCGAUUAAAUUCGGGUGCAGGCAUAGGUGAAAAGGAGCUGGACGGGAAGUUCCACUGCACAGCGAAACGGAAAUCACGUCACAACCCAAAACCCCUGACAGCGGCAAAACGUAUCCGAACCGGUCCGCUGCGUCAUUACCCCGACGAAUUAGCCUCAACUGUCGAAGUCAUCAACCCAGAUCCCAGGAUGAAAGUCAUUGUCACAGGAUCCACCGGCCUGGUCGGCAGCAGUUUGGUGCGCCAGUGCAUCG